GUGCACUGAUAGGUUUGUAUUCGUUUGUUAUCCUGUGUACAAUAUUAUUAGACACCUGUUUAGUCACCAUGGAAGAGAACACCAUAACGAUGGACGAAUUCCUUAGUUCAGUCAUUGGAAUAUUUACAAGUGAACGCCUACCUCAAAUAGCUUAUACCCAAGUUGACCAACACAUAAGUAAAGUUACUAGAUAUAAGGAGCAAACGCAACACAAUUAUAUGGUGGGAAGUUCUGCUGAAGGAAUGAACAACAACAGUGAUAUUGACGUUAUGGUGGUGAUGUCAAUAUUCCCAGUUGUUUUGUGGCCAUCUCAAACAAAAGGAGAAAAUAAAAACGGGAAUUUUGUAUUUGCUGAGCAGAAUCCAGUGGAACCAGCGUAUCUGAAGCUCAGGGUAGUUGACCAAUCGUGUACACAUGAGAAAUACAGAAGUACAAUUGAUAAGAAUGGGUAUUUUCAGUCCACCAGUUUCAUUACAAGUGUUAAGUGUAGCAAUAGUGGAUAUAUUAGCGAUAGCCCAAAUCCAGAGGGUCUUAGGCCUAAUUUCAAGAUACAAGGUCCCUCGAUACAAGGUGCAGUAAAGUUGAUGAAGAGUUUAGAUAAUGUCUAUUGCUUGAAAUGUCAAUCAUGGCCGUCGUCUAUCAGUUGUGAAUAUUUCAAUAGAGAGAGACAGAACAAGUGGCCACCACAGAAGUUGUUAGAUAAGAUCUCACAUUUAGAUUGUCAUGUAGUCCCCGUUGGACAUCCCAGUAGCGCUUCGAAAGACAUUGAAUGGAGAUUGUCAUUUUCCUUAGCUGAGAAAGAACUAAUUCAGAGAAUGAGUAAGCAGUUCUUUAACUGUAUGUACGCUUUGAAAUCAGUAAAACAAAAGUACAUCGUAUACAGUGAAUCUGACAAACCAACGCCAUUCUGCUCAUAUUUUAUAAAGACUGCUUGUUUUUAUAUGUAUGAGACUUUACCAAACCAAGAUUACAGCAUCAUGACUUUAAUUAGAAGAGUAUUGGAUUGGCUUAUUGAUAGUUACAAAAACAGAAACCUACCUCAUUAUUUCAUUUCGGAGCAAAAUUUGAUUGGGCAUCUAUCAGUGGAACGUUGUGAUGACGUAAUAGCCAAAUUGACAACAGUUAAGAGAAAUAUAUGGACUAUGGUGCUGACAAGUGUUGAUGAUAAAUAUCUCAUUAUAAAUCAAGUGGUAGGCCUAUGUAAUAACCUUAAGAUUCCGGGAGUCAGUGGAGAUGACGACUAUAAAAAUGUGGUGUCCAUUCUAUUGAAUAACCCAAAGACAACAGAGUUUCUUGACCAGUGUAUUUCUAAAAGACGCCUUAGUGAUUACAUUUUAAAGCAAAAUGCAUGGGCAGAAACACGUUUUCAUAGCACAUUUAUUCACCUUGACUUACUUAUAAAACAGAGGGCUUUCUCAGAAAUGCUUAGAUGUCCAGAAGAAAAAAUAAUUCCUAUUGUAGAAGAUAUUGACGAGAUAGUGCCAGAGGGAUAUGGAGAUAUUUUCAAAACGCGUUUGUAUAGACUUCUUGGUGAUAUGUACACCUAUAUAUUGAUUUACUUACGAAAAAUUGGUUUUCAUGAUUAUCCGACUUCUUACCAGAAUAAACCCUUACAGUACUAUACAUUAGGUGCUAAAAUGAUGUACCUACACGAAUGGUCGGACAGAUGCAUAGGUGGUCGAGCUCUAAAAGUACAAUACCAUUAUUUAAUGGGUAAUUAUAAGACAUUGGAAAAGACUGUAGACUGGAAACCCGUAUUGUGUAAACUUAAAGAAAAUGAAUUUUUAAUGCACACAAUUUGUAAAAUAAACAUAGAUAUAGAAUCAAUAAUAGUACAAAGUGCUUGGGAUAUUGAUAAAAAGCUGCAGCAAUGUUUCGAACAUACUUUUGGAGCAGUAGCAGUGCAUCCAAUCGUAUUUAUCUUUUAUGUAAUGGCCAAAGUUCAUCUUAGAGAGGGAGAACUAGAGAAGGCCUCCGCGAUUGUGCAAGAAAUGAACGGUUGCCUUAAGAAUAUUACGCACCCCGUAUUACUUGAUACAACAACGUCAAUGAUUGAAUUGAUAGAAAUUGAAAUACUAGAGUUAAGGAGAAUGUUAUACUGUUCGAAUGUAUUAACACCACUUGAGAGACCCGCCCUUGUUCAUACCUUAUAUUCACCAACACAGUGACUGCGAAUAUGAAUAUUACGCUUACAUCUCUGUUAAGCAAUAUUGGAUGUCACUAUUAUUGUUGAUAUGUGAAUGGUUUAGAUCUGAUAGAUUGUCAUUGAAUUACGAAAGUACACAAAGAUUCUAUAGAAACAAGUAAGCAUAAUACGUAAAAUUAAAACCAAAGUUUCUAAAUCAUAGCUGUAAUACGUACAGUUAAGGAUUGUGUAUCUUCAGUGUUCUUAUAAUUUGUAUUGCUCAUUUGUAGGCUUAUUCAAUUUUUAACAUCAUACAUUUAUUAUAUGAUUUAUAGUAAUUCUGUUAUUCAUAAGUAAUAAUCCACGUGGUAGUUGGAACUACGUAUACUGGUAUCGAAGGUCAAUCCUCAUAAACAUUUUAACACACACAUUGUGUAUGUCGAUUGCCCUUCGAUACGGGAAUAAGCAGUUGAAACUACGAACUGGCUUAUUUUACAAGGUUAGACUAAAGACAUACAUAGUGUAACAGUAGUCAGCGAUUUUUUUCUUUAAAGUGUCACCAGCGAUGAGAGGUGAAUUAUGCCAGAAGUUGAUGGGAAAUUAUGCAACAUUAUGCCAAAAUUAAGAAAACUGAUAAUAAUAGAUUAAUUUUUUGAUAAACAGAUCCAAAACAGAUAUAGGUGAGAGAGGGGAAUACUAUCUUAUAAUUUCUUCCAAUAAACAAGUCCUCCUCCUGUAAAACAUCUUAAUCAAAAGUUAAAUUACUGACAACAACAAAAAAGAAGAAAAAGAAAAAAUCAACUGUUAUAACCCCAACAAUUUUAGUUUAUUGACAACCUCAUCCCAUGGUUAAGGCUGAGCUAAAAAAAACUAAAUUGUUAUGGCUCUAGCCUCGAGGUGGCCAGAAAGAUGGCACUAUUGUGGACAUGAAUGUGCAUGCAUUUUUUUCCCGAUAUUAUUUUAAAUUUUUCAAAAUAGAGGGGAUGAUAUAACUCGCUUGUCUAAAAAGCAUAAACUGAAAGCUCAUUUAAACAUACAAUAUAAGCGAUAUUGGUCGCGAAUCAUGCCUCGAGUUGCUUAUUGGGUCAUAGGUUAAAAGGUUUCCCAACGCUGCAUUAAAACACUUAUUAUGAACGGUUGUCUUAUAAACUAUGAUUUCUGUAUCAACAAGUAAAUUACAAUGGCCUGAUCAACAUGCCUAAAAUUGCAAGUUAUAAUCCACUAUUGUCAAUACUAUAAAGGUUAUUGACGAAACACCGAUGGAACAAAAAGAACUUGUAGAAUCGUGUCGCCGAAUUCCGUCUCGCUGUGUUUUGUUCAAUUCACUGUGUCGUUACUUCAAAAGCCUUUGUAUUUAAUUCAUAAAUUUUGUUUAAGGCUUAACCACCACCUAUAUUUAUAAUCUUUCUUAAGUAAAACUAUUAGUACAGUGUAGUGCUAUUAUGACAACAGUAGUACAUUUUUUUUAAU
Molecule: messenger RNA, 3595 nt
Organism: Anneissia japonica
Lineage: Eukaryota; Metazoa; Echinodermata; Crinoidea; Comatulida; Comatulidae
Exons: 1
Coding region: 69-2168 (699 amino acids)
Source: RefSeq, a predicted model, not a curated record